Molecule: messenger RNA, 2422 nt
Organism: Mastomys coucha (southern multimammate mouse)
Lineage: Eukaryota; Metazoa; Chordata; Mammalia; Rodentia; Muridae
Gene: Camk1d
Product: calcium/calmodulin dependent protein kinase ID
Exons: 11
Coding region: 311-1378 (355 amino acids)
Biological process (GO): peptidyl-serine phosphorylation
Cellular component (GO): intracellular anatomical structure
Molecular function (GO): calmodulin binding; calcium/calmodulin-dependent protein kinase activity; ATP binding
Source: RefSeq, a predicted model, not a curated record
UGGGGGAGUGGGGCGGGCGGCGGGGAGGGAGCAGGAGCCAGGAAAGAAAGUAGCAGAAAGUGAGGCUGGCAGGCGGCGGCAGAGGCAGGAAGUCUGUGCCGGGGAGCAGUAGAAAUUAGAGCCAGGGAGGGACCGCGGCGGCAGCAGCCAAGGAGAAAGAGGAAACUGCCGAAGAGGAAGCUCUGCGGCAGCCCGAGCCUCCCUGCGCUCCGCAUCCUCCAGCUCCGCAUCCCCGAGCUUGGCAUCCCCCGGCGCCUCCGGCGCCCCUUCCCCAGCGCAACCCCCGGCCGCCCUACAGCAUUAGUCUGCCAUGGCCCGGGAGAACGGCGAGAGCAGCUCCUCCUGGAAAAAGCAAGCGGAAGACAUUAAGAAGAUUUUCGAGUUCAAGGAGACCCUCGGAACUGGGGCCUUUUCUGAAGUUGUUUUAGCUGAGGAGAAAGCGACUGGGAAGCUCUUUGCGGUGAAGUGCAUCCCGAAGAAGGCGCUGAAGGGCAAGGAGAGCAGCAUUGAGAACGAGAUUGCUGUGCUUAGAAAGAUUAAGCACGAAAACAUUGUUGCCUUAGAAGACAUCUAUGAAAGCCCGAAUCACCUUUACCUGGUCAUGCAACUUGUGUCUGGUGGAGAACUCUUUGAUCGGAUAGUGGAGAAGGGGUUUUACACAGAGAAAGAUGCCAGCACUCUCAUCCGCCAGGUCCUGGAUGCUGUGUACUAUCUCCACAGAAUGGGCAUCGUCCACAGGGACCUCAAGCCAGAAAAUCUCUUGUACUACAGUCAAGACGAGGAGUCCAAAAUAAUGAUCAGUGACUUUGGCUUGUCAAAAAUGGAGGGCAAAGGAGAUGUGAUGUCCACGGCCUGUGGGACCCCAGGCUACGUCGCUCCGGAAGUUCUCGCCCAGAAACCAUACAGCAAAGCUGUCGACUGCUGGUCCAUCGGGGUGAUCGCCUAUAUCUUGCUCUGUGGUUACCCUCCUUUUUAUGAUGAAAAUGAUUCGAAGCUGUUUGAGCAGAUCCUCAAGGCAGAAUAUGAGUUUGAUUCCCCCUACUGGGACGAUAUCUCUGACUCUGCAAAAGACUUCAUUCGGAAUCUGAUGGAGAAAGACCCAAAUAAAAGAUACACCUGUGAGCAGGCAGCUCGACACCCAUGGAUCGCUGGUGACACAGCCCUCAGCAAAAACAUUCAUGAAUCCGUCAGUGCCCAGAUCCGGAAGAAUUUUGCAAAGAGCAAAUGGAGACAAGCGUUUAACGCCACAGCCGUUGUGAGACAUAUGCGGAGGCUACAGCUCGGCAGCAGCCUGGACAGUUCAAAUGCAAGUGUCUCAAGCAACCUCAGUUUGGCCAGCCAAAAAGAUUGUGCGUCUGGCACCUUCCACGCUCUGUAGUUUCCUUUCUUCUUCGUCGGGGGUCACAGGAGUCGGAGCUGAGAGGAGACCCAGGCCCACCACUGUGACAACAGGGCACACCGGAAGCAAGUGACCCGGCUCUGGAGGUGGAACCCAGGGGGCGGGGCCGGGGAAGGAGAAGCCCCUGGCCGGAGCAGCUCCUGCAUCAGAAACCCCACCCACCCUGCAUGGUGCGCCUGCGUAGGACUGGAAGACAGAAGUUUUUUUAUGGCCAUAUUUUAUACUGCAAUUCUGAUGUGUUCAUUUCUCACAAACUGUACUGACUGACUCAAGGGGAGCUGGCGUCACAGGAUCUGGUGCUGUAUAUACGAAUCUUGCAAAGCUCUAACUGAAUGGACCUUCUUACUCCCCUCCCCCAACUCCACCACUUCCUCUCUCUCAGUGUAGACAGCCGUCUAGGGUGUAUUUUUUCAUGAAAAAAAAAAUCAAGGUUUCAACUGGAUUAUUUAAAUAUUGGUAAAUGUGCAUUAGAAUUUUUUUUUUCUUUUGAGAUGUGUCUUUUUGAUCUCUGUUAGUUACAUUUGCCCUUUAAUAGUGGUUUUACGUUAACCUUGAAGAGAUAUUUUCCCCUCCCAGAAGGGUUAAAAGGCAUUUUUUACGAAUUCUAAGAGGAUCAAGAAUCUGUGUCCACUGCUAAGAGUGCACGUUACUUGUGUCCCUUCCUUCAGAGGUCACCCCAGCAGCUAAGCUGAGAUGGCUUCUCUCUCGGGUGGCUUUUGGCAGGGAACUGGCAGAAAACCUUACAGGCAGCUUCCCCUGAGAACUCCUCCACUCUCAAUUCCAGGCUCCACAUUACAGGUGAACUGCACUCUAGGAGCAGGACCCCCACAGUGCCAAGAUUGAGGAGCCUCCCUCGCUGAAGGGACGGACUGCCAUCUUGUUUUUUAAAUGAACCAUACACAGCCCUCAAUUCUUAGGGGGAUGAUGGAUAAAACUCUUCUCAGCUAUGCACUUUUAAAACAAAUCUCUUUAUCUGUUUUAAUUUUUUCAAUUCAUCUCUAAUAGUACCUUCAACUGGCCUAU